Molecule: messenger RNA, 1047 nt
Organism: Corythoichthys intestinalis (scribbled pipefish)
Lineage: Eukaryota; Metazoa; Chordata; Actinopteri; Syngnathiformes; Syngnathidae
Gene: psma5
Product: proteasome 20S subunit alpha 5
Exons: 10
Coding region: 103-828 (241 amino acids)
Biological process (GO): proteasome-mediated ubiquitin-dependent protein catabolic process
Cellular component (GO): proteasome core complex; proteasome core complex, alpha-subunit complex; nucleus
Source: RefSeq, a predicted model, not a curated record
UUCGAAUUAUGUGCUCUUUCGGACUUUUUCCGGUGUUACACACGAACCGAAUCCCAGAAACUAGCAAACUCAUUCAAGGGUUUGUGCCACAUAAGUUGAACGAUGUUCCUGACGAGAUCGGAAUAUGACAGAGGUGUCAACACAUUCUCCCCUGAAGGAAGGUUAUUCCAAGUCGAAUAUGCUAUUGAGGCUAUAAAACUUGGCUCCACAGCCAUUGGUAUCCAGACAUCAGAGGGGGUGUGUUUGGCUGUGGAGAAGAGGAUCACCUCGCCGCUUAUGGAGCCCAACAGCAUUGAGAAGAUCGUGGAGAUCGACAGUCACAUUGGUUGUGCGAUGAGCGGCUUAAUAGCCGACGCCAAGACCCUAAUCGACAAAGCCCGGGUGGAAACACAAAAUCACUGGUUCACGUACGAUGAGACCAUGACGGUAGAGAGCGUGACCCAGGCCGUGUCCAACUUGGCGCUGCAGUUCGGAGAGGAGGACGCCGACCCCGGUGCGAUGAGUCGACCAUUUGGCGUGGCACUUCUCUUUGGAGGCGUGGAUGAAAAAGGACCCCAACUGUAUCACAUGGACCCCUCAGGAACCUUCGUGCAGUGUGACGCUCGAGCGAUCGGCUCGGCAUCUGAGGGUGCGCAGAGUUCCCUGCAAGAAGUUUACCACAAGUCCAUGACGCUUAAAGAUGCCAUCAAAUCAUCUCUCACCAUUCUGAAGCAGGUGAUGGAGGAAAAGCUCAACGCCACCAACAUUGAGCUGGCAACUGUGGAGCCAGGGAAGACCUUCCACAUGUACUCCAAAGAAGAGCUGGAGGACGUGAUCAAGGAUAUUUAGAAGUCUUUCAGCAAGUCCACCAGACCUCGGUCAACAAAACACAACUUUCCAUCAGCACAUCCCACUCGGUUCUAUUUGGAUGGCAUCAGAGGUUUUGUCUGUUUGAUGUGCUAAUGGACUUCUUGCCUAUCAGCAAGCAUCCGAGUCGAGCGGCAGGAAAGCAUGGGGAGGGGCGGGGGUAUAAUUUUUUUCUAACAAAUCAGUACUUCAAUUAAACUG